Messenger RNA from Oncorhynchus gorbuscha (pink salmon), 1960 nucleotides. Its product is annotated as UV excision repair protein RAD23 homolog B-like. Gene Ontology annotation, biological process: nucleotide-excision repair; proteasome-mediated ubiquitin-dependent protein catabolic process. The transcript is spliced from 10 exons. Gene Ontology annotation, cellular component: nucleoplasm; cytosol. NCBI's taxonomy places the organism in Eukaryota, Metazoa, Chordata, Actinopteri, Salmoniformes, Salmonidae. The record is from RefSeq and is a predicted model, not a curated record. Bases 190 to 1668 code for a protein of 492 amino acids. Gene Ontology annotation, molecular function: proteasome binding; ubiquitin binding; polyubiquitin modification-dependent protein binding.
UAGCCCCUAGCAGUAUGUCUUGUCUCAGGCCGCAAGUAGAUGGCGUCUGACUACACUACAACACAACCAAUACAGCGAGAUAGCUGAGUCACAGAACUAGGUAGGCUACUGUGGAAAAAGCAACGGUACAGAAACGGGUGUGAACACGGUUAUAGAAGCACCUGGCAAUUAUCGGGAAUCGUCUUGAAGAUGUUGUCCAUAACGUUGAAGACUCUUCAGCAGCAAACGUUUAAAAUCGAAAUAGAUCCAGAACUAACCGUAAAAGCCCUGAAGGAGAAGAUUGAGGUUGAGAAAGGGAAGGUUGGCUAUCCAUCCGCAGGGCAAAAGCUCAUCUAUGCAGGCAAAAUCUUGAAUGAUGACAUACCUUUAAAAGACUACAAAAUUGAUGAGAAAAACUUUGUGGUUGUCAUGGUUACAAAGCCCAAACCUCCAGCUCCUCAACAGAUUUCUCCUCAGGCAACCCCAGCCCCAGCCUCUAGCCCUGCUCCCGCCCCUGCACCUCCUGUUGUUUCUGGGCUGUCCCUGUCAGACAUUACCUGUUCUACUUCUCCUGCCCCCAUGGAGAACUCAACCCUCUCCCCUACACCCACACCCGCCCCUGCCUCAAACCCCACAAAAUCAGUGGAGCCCUCCACACCCCCAUCCCCUGCACCAGCCCCUGCUUCUAUUCCCCCUGAAGCUCUGGGGGCCAAUGCAGCCCCAGCUCCUGCCGCAGCAGCAUGCCCCGUCCCUGUCUCACCCUCAGAGGACAAGCCUCACGGGGAGCACCCCGAACUGCCCCUCGCCACUACGCCAGCCCUCUCCUCCUCUAGCCUAGUUGAUGACUUAAGUCUCUUGGAAGAAGCAGCAUCGAUACUGGUGACAGGACAAGCGUAUGAGAAUCUGGUGUCUGAAAUCAUGUCUAUGGGAUAUGAAAGGGAGCAGGUUAUUGCAGCGCUGCGAGCCAGUUACAACAACCCAGACAGAGCCGUGGAGUACCUGCUAAUGGGGAUUCCGUCCGAAGCUGAUCUUCAGCCAGUGGAAGCGCUCCAACACAGAGUUCUGGCCAACCUCAAUCCCACUGCCCCAGUUCCUGCCCCAGCCUCUGCUCCAGCCUCUGCUCCAGCCUCUGCUCCAGCCUCUGCUCCAGCUCCUGAUCCAGCCACAGAUAUAGCCCAGCCCCCACCAGCAGCCACCAGCGCAGUGUCUUCAACCCAGCAGCCCCCCUCGUCUGGUGUGCUGACCGGUGGGCUAACUGGUGGGCUUACUGGUGGGCUUACUGGUGGAGGUACUGGGGGUGGGAACCCUCUGGAGUUCCUGAGGAACCAGCCACAAUUCCAGCAGAUGAGACAGAUCAUCCAGCAGAACCCAACUCUUCUUCCUGCCCUGCUCCAGCAGCUGGGCAGAGAUAACCCCCAGUUGCUGCAGCAAAUUACCCAGCACCAGGAGAGGUUUGUGCAGAUGCUGAAUGAGCCUCAAGGAGGAGAGAUGGUAGAGGAGGGCGCUGAGGCCCAGGGGGCGCCACAGACUAACUACAUCCAGGUCACCCCACAAGAGAAGGAGGCCAUCGAGAGGUUGAAAGCCUUGGGAUUUCCAGAGGGACUUGUCAUUCAAGCAUAUUUUGCAUGUGAGAAGAACGAGAAUCUAGCUGCCAAUUUUCUGCUCCAACAAACAUUUGAUGACGAGUGAACGUGCCUGCCUUGGCAUGAAGGGGAAGAAUGGAGGGCUAGAGAAUGAAUAAUAGUGCUCCAGAAUGUGCUUUUGAAGGAAGGAGUGGAAAAAGUUUCCCAAAGUGACUGGUCUUCCCGGAUGCUUUUCAUUGGACAAAGACGUGAUGUGUUGUUACUGUCAGCUAGGCCUUCUCCAUUCUGAGUGUUAGAUCUCCAUGGGCUCUCUCUCUCUCUCUCUCUCUCUCUCUCUCUCUCUCUCUCUCUCUCUCUCUCUCUCUCUCUCUCUCUCUCUCUCUCUCUCUCUCUCUCUC